AUGAGAUUUGCUUCUUCUUUUUUUUUUUUUUUUGGUUGUUACCGUUUUUUUUUUAUUCUGUUCGUUUUUCGUUUCCGUCUUUUUCUUCUCCCUCUCCCUAUAUCCACUCUUUCUUUCCUCCUGUUUCCUUCUAUUUUUUUUCUUUUUGCUUAUCUCAUCAUUUCCGCCUCAGCGCCUCCACCUUCAUCGCCUUCACCUCCUCCUCUUUCUUUUCCAUUCUCAUGUGUUUUCGUCUAUUCUUUCCCUUUAGUUUUUAUUCCUAUUUUGAAUUUGGUUUCCUUCCACGGACAUUUUCCACCCCUUGCUUUUCCUCUAUCUCAAUCAUUCUCCUUUAUUUUUAUCCCUUCAUUUUUCUUCAGGCUGUUUCUCUUUUUACUUUGUUCCUCUCUUUCUUUUUCCUUUUUACCUUACCCUCUCUUUCUUAACACCCUCCGCUACCAUCCCUCCUCCGUCAAUUUUGUCUUCAUAUCUUUCUUUUCUCUUAAUAUAUUCUUAUUUUUUAUUUAUCUUUUCUCUUCUUCUUUUCUGCUUUUCUUCUUCCUCUUUUCGCUUCCUAUUUAUGAUUCUCUACUUCUUCUUCUUCUUCUUCUUCUUCUUCUUCUUCUUCUUCUUCUUCUCUUUUUUAUUCUUCUCUUUUUUCUUCCUCUCCUUCUUUACUGA
Molecule: messenger RNA, 660 nt
Organism: Acanthosepion pharaonis
Lineage: Eukaryota; Metazoa; Mollusca; Cephalopoda; Sepiida; Sepiidae
Source: the annotation of a GenBank genome assembly